AUGACGAGUUCUCCGAGAGGAAAUAGGGAUCUCAGAACGCGGCUGUUCUGUGAUACCUCUUGCAGCGAUACUGUGGAACAAAGGAGGGGAGAGAACGACCAACCCAACGUCAUCUCGCGGGAUGACGGAAAAUCCCUUGCUGCUAGACACGAUCUCGUGAACACUGGCGAUAUCGGACUCGCUGAAUUGAAUAACUGUCUUGCCGAGUCCAGUUCGUGUGCUUUCCCUUCGGCCAAACCAGGCAGCAAGACCUUCGAACAGUCACUUCAAGGAUUUUGCCAAACUCUCAAUCCUCUAGGUACCUCAGGAACAGCGACACAGACGGUAGAGAGCCCAACAAGGAUACUUUUAUCAAACGUCUAA
Neospora caninum is the source of this 363-nucleotide messenger RNA. RefSeq lists its product as hypothetical. The transcript has a single exon. Lineage: Eukaryota; Apicomplexa; Conoidasida; Eucoccidiorida; Sarcocystidae. The record is from RefSeq and is a predicted model, not a curated record. Bases 1 to 363 code for a protein of 120 amino acids.